Oncorhynchus masou masou (cherry salmon) is the source of this 1600-nucleotide messenger RNA. Its product is annotated as C-type mannose receptor 2-like. The transcript has 6 exons. The coding region runs from base 144 to 1286 and encodes 380 amino acids. Lineage: Eukaryota; Metazoa; Chordata; Actinopteri; Salmoniformes; Salmonidae. The record is from RefSeq and is a predicted model, not a curated record.
CAGGAGUUGAAAUGCACCUGUAUAACAUCCACCUGCCCUAGAGGUGACACAACCAUUAGGAGAGAGAAAGAGGGAGAGGUAGAGCUGACAACAGAAUAACACAACAACAAAGACCGCAUCUACAACAACAGCAAACAUCAGGGAUGGACCAAACCUUGUUCCUCCUCCUCGCUUUCUCAGGGCUGUCCAUCCUCCCCUCAUCCCUGCCUCAUCAGUUCCACUUUGUGAACUUGAGAAAGACCUGGACUGAAGCUCAGAGGUUCUGCAGACAGAACUACAUUGACCUGGCCACCAUAGAUGAGGACAUGGCAGAUAUGAAGAAGCUCAAUAACACAUUAUCAGCAGCUGGUUGGAUAGAAUCAGCCUGGAUAGGACUGUAUAACAACAUCUGGAGGUGGUCUCUGGGAAACUUAGAGUUAGAGGGGGAGGGGUUUUGGGAUGAUCAUCAUCCAAAUAAGUAUCCCAAUACCGGGUUCUGUGUGUAUAUGAUGCAAAAUGUGACUUGGCGUGUUGACAACUGUACCAGUCCAUGGCACUUUGUCUGCUAUAAUGAAACACCAGGGACAAAUAAGUACAUUGUAAUCGCUGAAGGUAAGACUUGGAAUGAGGCUCAGAGCUACUGUCGGGAGAAACACACAGACCUGGCCAGUGUGAGGAACAAAGCAGAGAUGGAGGCCAUAAUGACUAUCAUACUGAUCAAUGCCAACAAUCAAACAUACAGAGCGUGGAUUGGCCUGCAUAAUUCUCUUGGCGUCUGGAGGUGGUCCGACCAGAGUGGCUCCUCCUACAGCAACUGGGACUCAGGAGAGCCGAAUGGGGCAGGUGAGGGAAAGGAAGGAUAUUUCUGUGGAGAAGUAAUAUCGUCUGGAAAGUGGAACGAUAAAGGAUGUACUCACGAACAACCCUUUAUUUGCUACGAUGAUGAACUGGUCCUGGUCUCAGAGAACAAGACGUGGUCAGAUGCCCUGCAGCACUGCAGAGACCUGGACAUGGAGCUGGUGUCUGCCCACAACCAGACCAUCCAGCACUGGGUCCAACAGAAGGCCAAGAAGGCCUCCACUCCCUUCGUCUGGCUGGGCCUGAGGUACACCUGCACCCUGGACAUCUGGUUCUGGGUCAAUGGAGAAGGGUCCUGCUACCACAACUGGGCUGUCGGGGAGGGCUACAACCCCAUGAAGGAGCAGUGUGGGAACACGGGGGCCAUACAGAGAGACGGGGGACAGUGGGUCAGCAGGUCUGAGACUGAGAGAUUCAACUUCAUCUGCAGCAACAGUACUGAUUAUUAGAACCAGACCCUGUUCUCUGUAGACCAGCUGAACCCUAUAGCCCAGCACAUUGUCCCAGACCCUGCUCUCUGAACCAGCUGAACUCUGCAGUCCAGAAUGUUCCAGACAUUCUCACAUUUACAUUAUAUAAGGUGAUGGAUAAAGGAUAUUUUCAAUAAUAUUAUGUUUUUUUAUGAUCAUAUUUUGUUUGAAUAUUGUAACACACUUUUAAUGUUUCCAUAUUUAUGUAUUAUAUUACCUGUUGAUAAUAUCAAUAUCAUGCUGUUACUGUUUCCAUCUGAAUGUUUCUUAAAAACACGAAUAAUCAAAUAAAA